CUUUAAAUCCCUGGCUGGCCCUUUUUUCUAAGGUUUCCCGCGGUAGUGACGUCACGUUUAAAUGCCCCAAGCGGCGCGCUGAUUUGCCAGGCUCCGGGACAAAAGGGGGAGGGGCGUGCCGGCGGGGGGGCCCCUGAGGGCCCCGUGAUCGGCGCCUGCGUGCGCUCAGUGGGAGGGGCCGGGUGCAGGGGGAUCCCGGACUGGCUCGCGGUCUCCGGUGUCGGCUCCCAGGGGCCCCGAUCAGCUGUCAGGCUGCAAGCCCCGCCCCCUCCCGCCCUGGCCGGCCAAUCGCAGGCGCCGAUGCUGGCAGGUGCGGGUGUUAUUGUUUUGGGCUAAAGUUAAAGGCCCCGACACGGGAGACGGAGACCCGGUGUGUCCGGUGAUCAGAGCCCGAGAGACAGCGCGGCAGCCGGGGCCCUCCCUCCCCCACACACAGCGCCCGAGAGACACCGCCCGGGGCCAGCGGGGACUCCCCCGGCCUCCUCCGAUCCCGGCCAGUCCGUGUCACCUCGGGGACACCCAGGGGGACCUCGCCCCCAGCCGCCACCAACCGCCCCCAUGAGGAGAGAGAUGAACGGGGUGACCAAGGGCCGGUUUGAGGUGAGGGGAUGGAUGGUCUGCAUCCUGAGAGAGGGGCGCAGGGUACCCCCCCCCUAUAAUGGCUCUAGGUAUAUGGGGGUGGGGGAUAUUAACAGGCAGGGCGAGGACCCCCAUAGUAUGCCUUCUCCCCCCUCCGUGAGGACCCCCAGUGUAACCCCCAUAUAUGUUCAUAGCUGGUGUAGGGGGCUGUAUUACAAGGAGUGAGUACCCCUUAGUGUAUCCCUCCCCCAUGUAUAUCUUGUUAUAGAUUUGCCCCCCCCCAUAUAUGUCUAUAGCUGUGUUAGGGGCUAUAUUACAAGGGAGUGAGUAAUUUUUAGUGUAACUCCCCCCAUCCCAUGUAUAUCUUGUUAUAGAUUAACCCUAUAUAUGUCAUAGUAGUGUUAGGGGGGCUGUAUUAAUGGGGAGAAUUAUUUAUAUUAUUGAAGUUAAGCUUUAGGUGUUGGGGUAGAGAAAGGGUGGUCUGUCUUUUUUAGUGUCUGUGAUCAUCAGCUGUUGUGAGUGGAAGGGUGAUGUCUUUGUGCUUGUAUGUCUGACUUGUUAGGAAGGGAGGGGGGGGUUGUCUUUGUGCCACAAACUCAUUAAGGAAUAGAGGGGAUCUGUAUGUGACAAUCAACAGGUAUCUGGGAAGCGUGCUACUGGUGUGUAUGUGUCUGACUUCCCUUUUUUUUACGAAGGGAGAAUUAUGUUUUAUGUCUGACUUUCAUAGCGGAGAGUGUUCUUUUUGUGUCUGACAAUCAUCUGUUGGAGAGGAGGUUGCUAUGUGAGUCUUUGUGUUCAUGGGGAGUGUCUGUGAUAUUCACGUCUCGGGGGGAGGGGGAUAUUUUCAUACUGAGCUGUUUUUGUAGGGAGUUCUGUGUCUUUGUGCUAAAGUUGUUAGUGACACUCAGCUGUUGAGGAGGAGGAGUUUCUGUAUGUGUAUGUCACACUCAGCUGGUAUGUAUGUGAGUUAUGUGUAUCUUUGUGCAGUUGAGGAAGUUGACAAUGACACUCAGCUGUUAACUAGAAGAGGAUGUUUUGUGUGAUUGUGACACUCCGCUGUUCUGGAUCAGUGGGGAGACAGGCACAGGCUAGUCUUAGAAUAGAAGCUGGACUAUUUUCAACAGGGACUGCAGUAUAUAAUUUAUUCAUCCUAUAGAAGAAAGUUAUGUUAAACAAGCUUUCAAUUUAUUGCUCAAACUAUGCAGCCUGAGUCGUCAGUGGAGAAUUGAGACAAUCCGUUAUUCACUAAAGGCCAAUUUUUAGUGAAUUUAAACACGAAAACCAAAAUUUAGCAUAAAGUAGUAAAUAUAGCUUAGUUGGAGAAUUACAAUUUUUGGUUAUAUUUUUUGGGCACACAGAUUUAAUUUACAAAAUUGCAGUGUUUUGUGAAUAACCCUGAAUAUGAACUACAUUGAAGGUUUUUGUAUUCUGUGUGACCAUUAGCUGAUGAUGGGAUAGCGUUUAGUAAUCUAUAAUUAUUUUUUUAUUUUAAGGGUGGACCAGGUUGACAUUUGGCUAUUAAAUGCUGGGAGUGUAUGUCUGACACAGAGCCAUUAUAUGCAUGAAUCUGAUGUCUUAACACUGAGCUAUUUAUAAAAGUUCAGUGAUUGUACAUUUCCAGUCUUCCAUAGAGAUGAUCUGGAAAUGUGGCACUACUACAAACCAGUAGAUAAAGAUCUUUAAAGGGACACUGUAGGAACUAUAACAAUUUUAUCUUAUGGUAUUCGUUAUUCUGUCUGCUAUCCUCUGCCGCUGUCCUUCCUUCAUUCAAUGCUAAGCCAUUUCCAAGCAGGGACCCUGGUCACCAACAGCUCAUCACUAUUCAAGGAAUGGCUAAUACACUCUUCCAGCUAUAUUAAUUAAAACAAGCAAUUGGGUUCUGUGGAAGGAUGAAAGCCAUCUGUUCAAAGUCUCAGCCAAUCACGGCCACUCAUUGCUGCUUAGGCUAAAGCUUCCUCAUUAGUCCUUGCAUUGCCAGAGACUCUUGUUAAACAAUAAAGGAAAACUAGUAACAGGAAUACAUACAUGAAUUCCUGUCAUUAUAGUUUAGGUUCCUAGCCCCCCCCCCCCUCAACAAAGUAAAAGGUGUUUUACUCGUCUUUAUUCAAGCGUCUUUGUGGCUGGUCCCUCCCCUGCUCCGCCUCCUUGACUGAGGUCAUGAAACUUGACCAUGUCAGCCAAUCCAAUGCUUUCUUAUCGGAAAGUAUUGGGAGGCUAUUGCAAAGGAUGUCAAAAUGCUGUGCCAAUCAACAUCUCCUCAUUUCCAUGAGGCACGUGAAGGCCACUAGAGGUGUUACUCGGCAGUAAUAUUAAAAAGCCUGCAGGGAUAUACUAUAUACAAACUCUUCAGCAAAACAUUGGCGACUUCUACACACCAUGUGCCUCAAGACUCGGUAACCCCACCCUUUGACUUUAUGUGAUCUUCUGCUUCGUGGCUGAAUUGCUGCUGUUCCUAAACUCUCUCUCUUUCUAAUAUUACUACUUACAGUUGACUGCGGAAUACGUAGCAGGGAUGAAAUAUCACAAACUGACUUUAUUCCAAAGGUGGCAUCCCAUCACAGUACCACACUUAAAUUCAAUGAGCUCUUACCUGAACCUGUUCCUCGUGGGUGCCACCAUCCUUUUUCAGGCGGUUCUCUGCUCUUAGUGCAUGCGUGAGAGUACAGAGGUCUAUGGAGGGUCCUGCAAAUCUGCGGGAUCUUCCAUAAAAAGACAUAAAACACAUGCAGUGAAGGGCGACAGGAGAAAUAGAAAUAUUCAGGAUUAUUCAUCAAAGUGAGAAUUGCUGGCAAUUCAAAGUAAAUUUUUAAAUUUAAGACUAAAAUAGCUGAACUAAAUACAGUAUUAUCAUGGAGAGUUUUUCUUGUUUGGCACUCUUGGCCUAACUAUUAAAAUUCACUCUGAAUUUCUUAAGUGAAUUCUCAGUUAAGUGAAUGUAUUUUAAUUUUUUUUUUUUUUUUUUUAAUGCCAACAGCUAUGUGCAAAGAGCUUAGCUGAUAACAGUGAAAGAAAGGGAGCUAACACCGAGGCACCCAUUGCCAGGAUAGAAAAUUAAAGUAACACUAUCGGACUAGGAAUGCAAACCUGUAUUCCUAACAUUAUAGUGUCACUGUUCAUAACUUUAAAUGUCCGACGAUGACCGUGGUGUGUGUUUGGUUAAAUAUAGGGAUACAUGAACAGAAUAUUAAAAAAUAAAAACCUGGGAAGUUACAGCUCUCCUUUAAUACUGUUGUCUACGUGCUUGCAGUGUCCCUUAAGGUCAUGACACAUUAUUUCAGUGUGAUAUCAUUUUAAUUAACACGUGUAUCAAAGUGCAACAAGCAAAAUUCAGUUAUUUGCUUGAUAGUGUAUUCAUGAUGAGGGGGUGCCUGUGAAACCACUGUGAUUUGAGUGAAAGUUUAUGGAUGCCAAGGGUGGAGGGUGCUGUGCUUGUGAUGUGUCAGCAACUGUUGUGCACUGCAAUAUGUCCCAGACAGGAACUGCUGUUCUAAUAAUUGCUAAUACUCACUUCUGUCUAAUGCACAAUCUGCUUUGACAGCAGCAGGAAGCUUCAAAUUGCCUUAAACACAAAACCUGAAACUGUUGUAUUAAGCUGUUUAAUGGAUUUUUUUUCUUUAUAAAACCUAUAUUAAAUUUCUACAGGAAUAUUGGUGCCAAAUAACAGGGGUGUUGCAGUAUGCGGUGAUACCCUUUUCAUUCCUGAAAGUAGUAGGGAUUUUUUUUUUUUUGUUCUGGUUAAUAUAAAUAUAUGUAAUUGUUCAUUAAAAGAAUAGUUACUAGAAAUUGCAGGGGCCCCACUGCAAUAAUCAAUGAACCCUCCCGAUCAUUCAUGCCACACAGUCACCUUAUGUGUGGUGGUUGAUUGUGUGUGUGUGUGUGUGUGUGUGUGUUUUUUAUUAUUAAACUCCCCAUUUUGCUUAUCUUUAUGCAGGUAGGGAGUCUAAUACCUGGUGAUCCAGUGGGUGCUGCAAGGAUACACAAAGAAAGAGGUAAAGCCCCUCUAAAGGGAUUUAAAGAUGGGAGAAUCCCUAGUCUAAUUAUAAGCCAUGUCAAAAUAGUGAAUAAUACAUCUGUGCUUAAAGGGACACUAUAGUCACCCAUACCACUUCAGCUCAAUGAAGUGGUCUGGGUGCCAGGUCCCUCAGGUUUUAACCCUUCAGAUGUAAACAUGGCAGUUUCAGAGAAACUGCUAUGUUUACAUUGCAGGGUUAAGCCAGCUUCUAGUGGCUUUGUUCCGGACAGCCACUAGAGGCGUAUCUGCGAUGCUGGCGGCAUAUUAUGCCUACAUCGCGCAGAGUUUCCCUAGGAAAGCAUUUCUCAAUGCUUUCCUAUGGACACUUUGAAUGCGCACGGCACUUGCUGCGCAUUCGCAUUAAGCUCCGCUGACGUUGGGGGAAGAGAGGUCACUAGUGCCAAGGAAGCCCGGCGCUGGAAUAAGGUAAGUGACUGAAGGGGGUUUUAACCCCUUCAGUGCCACGGGAGGGGGACCCUGAGGGUGAGGGUCCCCAAAGGAUUAUAUAGUGUCAGGAAAACCACUUUGUUUUCUUGACAUUCUAGUGAUCCUUUAAAUAAUCACUCUAGGUAAGAAUAAAAACAAAAAAAAGUUCUACGUCAAAAUACUUUCUAUACACUCUACCUAGAAGUAAGGGAAAGUAUUAAAAAGAAAUGCCACUUUAACUCAACCAAUGCUAUUAUAUUUGGGAAAGAUUCCUUUAUUAGUUGCUUGGAUAGGUACAAAGUGGUGUAUCGCCUAAAUGUCUACCACAAUCCAGGGAACAUCAACUGAAUACCUAUAAAGUGGAAAGGAUCAAGAUGUGCCUAGGGUAAUAUAGGGAGCUAGAGGAUAGUGUGUGUGUGUGUGUGUGACCCUAAGCAUAUUUUAGACACCAUUGAGACAAAGUUUCCACUUGUACAAAGCUACAGAAAGUAAGCAAUAAUUACGUAAGUAACAACCACAUUAAUACUUGAACUAAAUGGGGGAAGAGAGAUAAUCUUUCCUGAUCAAAAUGAGUGCAACAAUAUGCACUAGAGGCGCUCCAUAUGUACUACUUAAAAUAGGGGGAUAGAGGAUAGGAUGGAUGUUCUGGAAUCUUUCCCAAUUAUAAUGGCAUUAGUUGAGUUAAGGUGGCACUUGUUUUUAAUACUUUCCCUUACCACUAGGUAGUGUGUAUAGUAUUUUUAUGUAUUGCUUUUUUGUGUUUUAUUCUUUGAUUAUUUAAGCACAGAUGUAGUCACUAUUUUGACAUGCCUUAUAAUUAGACUAGGGAUUCUCCCAUCUUUAAGUCCUUUUUAGAGGGGCAGUACCUCUUUGUGUGUGUGUGUGUGUGUGUAUAUAUAUAUCUAUAUCUCACAGUCACACACACACACCACGGUUAAGCUCUAGGGGAGAAUUAUCCUUAGGGGGACCUCUCUAUCUUCUUUGGUGCUGCAAGGAUCCCUGUGGGUGCCGCUAGCAGGAUCUCCGGUGGUCUAGUGGAGUAGGUGCAGACCACUCAGUGUACAUGCUCCUUCUAGUUGACACUCAUUCAGUGUGUAAGGGCUUUCCCAUAGCAACCUGGUGGUAACCCUCUGAUUUAUUGAAUCCGUGUUGGAAUUGCAAGGGAGUGCUUACCUAACGCUCCCUCACAAACUUUAAAAGUUAUUAAACAUGUUGCCAAGAUGGCAGUAUAUAUUAAAUUGAUGAUUUUACAUAAGGCCCAAGCCAACAUAUGGAACUCCAGGGCCCGGUUGCAUAGUGACCUUGGUAGUUCUGCCACUGCUCACUGAAAAUGUCUCCUAAACUGAAAAUGUUGGGGGCUUUGCUUGUUUGCAUUUUACUGCCCAACGAGCCCUAUGUUUAAGAAAGGGGCUGCAUGGAAAGGGGGAAACCAUUCUGGUGGUCUAAAUAUUGCUGUUAAACCAUUGCCAAUAAUGACAAAAUGUACUAAUGGCAGCAUACGGUCUGCUUUCAAAUGCAGAUGUUGUGGGACAAUAAACAUAACAUUUUGUAAACUACAAUAAAUUUAAAGCAUUAGGGCUUAGGCCUACUUCAAAAAGGCUAAAAAGCUCAUCUAAAAAGUCUGCAUGCAUUUUGCUUUUUUCCAGUAAGUGAAAGCCAAUGACAUAACUGAGAUACUCCUCAAACCAGACAAUGUUUUGCAGUCUUCUACUGUUCUGUUUAAUGUGUGUUUGUGUAAGCCUCCAUUUCAUGUUCUCAUUGGACUAGAGUGGAGAUCAGUUUGAAGUGGACUGAAUACAAAAGCAGAAGACCAGAGUUUGACUUCAGAGUUUCUUCCAUGUGCCACUGUUGUAACUUGUGGUUACUUCACGUAGUCUCAACCUGGUCUGCUAGAACCAGUCUAGCAUUUCUGUCUGACCUGACCUUUUUGCCCACAACUUGCUAAUUGGGUUUGCCUUUAUUUAUUUUUGCACUGUUUUCUGUAAACUGUAGAUACUAUUGUGAAAAUCCCAGGAGUUAAGCAGAUUCUGCGACACUCAAACCAUCACAUCUGGUACUGUCAUUCCACGGUCAAAGAUUACAUUUCCCCCCUCUCAUGUUUUUGGUUUAAACAACCAAACCUCUUGACCAUGUCUGCAUGCUUUUAUUCACUGAAUAGCUGCCACAGGAUAGCCUAAAUAGAUAAUUGCCUCAAUGAGCAGUUGUCCAAAAGGGAGCACUGUACGUACUAUAACAACUUCAUCUAAUUGACCCAAAAGGACUAUUUUAGCAAUAAGGCUUGGAAGCGCGACUUCAAGCCACAUUUGAGUCCUCUGGAUAGGAGAGCUGGGAAAGUUCCUUGCGUUUAUACACUUGUGGAGUACGGCCGUCACAGCUUGUCAUAGAGAAUCCUUGCAUUCAGUUCCUAGGGUCCUUAAUACUUCUCUAUGAUGUGGGGUGUUGUUGGUGGCAGCGCUGAGGGAGAAAAGGUAAGUAAAAUUUUUUUUUUUUUAUUUUAUACUGCACAUGGGGUGGCCCUACAACUAACUAGGGCAGGAGUAGGCAACUUCCGGCACUCCAAAUGUUGUAGACUAAAUAUCCCAUAAUGCUGGCAAAGAAUCAGGGGAGAUGUAGUUUACAACAUCUGGAGUUCUGCAGGUUGCCUACUCCUGAACUAAUGACCGGGAUAGCAUAAUAUUAGGAACACAGAUUUGUAUUUACUGCUUAAGUGGCCAUUGAUUUGUGAGGGCAAUGCAUGAAAAGUGGUGUCAAUAUGUAAAAUGGGUAGUACCCUAAUGGAAUUUGCCUACUGGUUUCAAUAUUUCUUGCCACAUUUCUAUUUUUUUAAUUUUGUUUUAGAGCACAAUGAUUUUUAUACAUAACAUUAAUUUUUCUUCUACUCAAAACCUCUUAAGCCAAGCGGUCACAUGUGGUUUUACAUAAAGAUCUUAAAGGAACACUCCAGACACCAUAACAACUUGAUCUAAAUUGUUAUGGUGCAUAUAGGCCACCCAGGCGCAUUCUUGCCUUCAGGGGAAUCAUCUGUUCUCCCAUGGGGGCACUGAGAUUGGUUCUGGAGGCAACCUUGAAGUAAAAACAUUCGAGAAUGGUUCAACCCUUGAUGGUAAAAAUGCUUCUGGGGCACCUUUGGGCACCAUACCUUAAUUUAGAUUAAGUUGUUUUGGUGCAUGGAGUGUUCCUUUAAUAUCUUAGUGUAAAACAACAAGUGAAUGUUAGGCUUAAGAGGUUUCUCGUAGCUGAAAAAUGUGAUGUAGGAAAGUUGUAUAACUUGUAUGUUUUGUAUUGUGUUUUUUUUUCUCUCACUUGUUUCAUGGAAAAAAUACAUGUAUCUUUAGGCAUUAUUGAUCUCUUUAAUUAGGCAUCUGAAUUCUGGCCCGCAGAUGUUACUUAUCAAGCACAUGAUUAUGUGGCUGUCUACUGCAAUCAAACAAUUCUGAGAGUCGUAGGUCAUCAAUAUGUGCGCGUCAGUGCUUGAAGACUCUGUCUUAAAAAGACACAGCAUUUGUGUGUAGACAUUGCCAAUCUCUUUAGAUUUGUAUAGCUCAGAAGAGACCAGCAUUAACAAUGAUUACACAUGCCUUUUUACCAUAAACAUCUGUGAUUAUUAUUUGGACAAUGACUCGAGAUCCCUCCCUGUAAAAAUGUUGCCCAACCACAUACCUCCCUACAUUCCACAUUUUAGGAUCUGUCUAGCAUCAUCCUAGGCUCUUAUUAUCUUUGGUGUCCUGCUUUUGGAACACUUGGAAACGCAGAAUGAACUCAUGCACACAACUUCUGGAACUCUGUUCAUGCUCCCAAAUGGCAAGGUGCAUGAUGGAUCAGUGAGUACGUAUGCUUUAACACCCUUUUUUCUUAAGUUCUGUUUUCCACUGUUACAUUAGUGAUGUUUGCUGCAUCAUUGGUACCCUAACUUUUUAUGCUGCUUCCUCAUCAUCUUUGUUUUGUAAUCUUUGAUUUAUACCUCCCAAUACUAGGAGAAUUGCAACCAAAUUUUGGGUGACAACGGUAGUGUCAACUCGUGAACCACCCUUGAUUAGAGUAAGGAAGUGCUGUUCUAUUAUACCUUAUUCUUUCUCAUUAAUCCGCACCGACGAAUUUGGGAGAGCAUUGACACCUGUAGCAUAUUGGUGCCUUUUUAAAACUUUUUUUUUUUUUUUUUUUUAUUGUGGUAACUGCCUGUCAUAUGCUAUCCAUCUAACACAUAACUUUAAAAACCCUUGGCAGCACUUGGGUUAACGAUUUUCCUCUGGUGUGUCAGCUGAUUGCUCUCAGCCGGUGAGCUAAGGCAUGAACUGCAGAGAAUAACUGAGGAUAUUGGCUGGUAGUGUAGGAGAGAGCAGAAUCUGGUUGAGGGAAUGCAAGGGAACUCCUUGCACCAUAACCACUACAACAUGCUCUUUUAACUGGAUGUUGCAGAAAUUUCUAAAACUGUACACAAGUGCCCAUCUAAGUGAUCAAUUGUCAUAUAUAAACACAUUAUUGCAUUCACAUCUGCACACUGAAUAGAUCAGUCCUAUAUAAGCCGGUCAGCACGUGAUGUCUUUAGUGUUGUUUUGCUACUCUACUGUCUAGCCAGGUUUAUUCACCCUUCCUCCUAUAUACAAUGGGGAGUGUAUUCAAUUUACUGCAAAAUAUAGAGAAUUGAAACUUAAAUGGGAAAACGUUAGGUAACCACUUCUGAGUUAGAGAAAUUCUCCAACUCAACUGUAGUCAUAGCUUGGCUACUUUAGACUAAACUUUGCAAUUUUAGUUUGCCACAGCUGGGUGGUCCAGAACUCAACAAGACCUAUGAACAUGUCCUGUGGUAUCUUGCACCAAGACAUUAGCAGCAGAUCCUUUAAGUCCUGCAAGUUGCAAGAACCUCCAUGGAUCGGAUUUGUUCCAGCAAAUCCCACAGAUGAUCAAUCAUAUUGAGAUAUGGGGAAUUGGAGGCCAUUUGUCAUGUUCCACAAACCUUUCCUAAACAAUCUUUGCAGUGUUCAUUAUCCUGCUGAAAGAGGCCACUGCCAUCAGGAAACACUAUUACCAUGAAGGGAUGUAUGUGAUCUGCAACAGUCUCUAGUUUGCACAUGUCAUAGUAACAUCUAUGUGAAUGCCUGGACACAAGGUUUUCCAGCAGAACAUUGCCCAGAGCAUAACACUCCCGCUGCCUGCCUUCUUCCCAUAGUGCAUCCUGCUGCUAUCUCUUGCCCAGGUAAAUGGCUCACAAGCACCCAGCCAUCUACCUGAUCUAAAAGAAAAUGUGAUUCAUCAGACCAGGCAACUUCUUCCAUUGCUCCAUGGUCCAGUUCUGAUGCUCACGUCCCUAUUGAAGGCAAUUUUGGCAGAAUACAGGGGUCACCAGGAGCACUAUAACUGGUCUUCAGCAACGCAAACCUGUAUGCCGCAAACUGCUAUGCACUGUGUGUUCUGACACAUUUUUAUCAUGGACAGCAUUAACUUUUUCAGCAAUUUAAGCUGUGUGAGCGGACCAGACAGCUAGCCUUCGUGCCCCACUGGGUGUUUGUGAUCCUGUUGCAGAUUGACUGUUUGUACUUCCUUGCACAACCUUUGGUGAAUACCCCACAAGACUUGCCACUUUUCAGAUGUAAUAGGGGAUAGUGCGUUUUAUUUUUCUUGCUGACCGUAGAAGAGCAGUGUGUGGUGGUGUGCAGGGUGAUGCUGUAAGAAAGGGGGGUGGGGUGGGGGUGGUAUGACAAGGCUGUGACCUACACUUAAAAAAAAAAGCAUUCCCUGGUGGUUCAGUGGCCAGCUUUCCAGUCUCUCUGCCGGGUGUAGAGCUGCAGACCAUGUGAUAGAGAUCUUGUGAGCGCCCGGUGCGUUGCCACUGGUUAUUGGGAGUUUGUAAGCUGCAUAGUGGCAGUUUCCCUGGGCAGACUGAUCAGAGGGCCUACGCACCUGGCGGCAUACAGGGCAAGCCACCGGGCCCCCUCCUGUUGUCAGCCUCAUGGACCUGACAUGACAGUCUGCAGCCACCUUGGGGCCUAUUUUAUGAUGGCAGGGGCGGUAAAACACCGCCCAUGUCAGAGUGCCUGGGCCUGCCCUUUUAACAAAAGCAAGUUAUGAUGUAUUUGUCUCAACUUGUCACACAAUACAGUUACUUUGGGGGCUUAAGAUGGAGGGGACCUGUAGUGUGUAAUAGUUAUUUUCCUAACUUACCAUGGGGUAUAUGUAUGUCUGUCUCCUCCAUGCAGUCUCAUUCUUACAAGCACUCAGACUGGCUGCAUAGCAAAGACAGAUAGGAUUGGGGGCACACCGGAGCAUGCAUUCUGCAGGAAUGGUGCUACCACAAUGACCAAUAUUCACACGUAAUACAAAUUAAGAAACCUAAAAAUACAAUUCUCAAACUUAAGCUGCCUAUCUAAGAAAACAAAUAAAUAUGGGGAUUCAGUUCCACCAUAUGGCCAUAUUGUGUUAAGCCCACCACUACUUCACAGUACCCCAAUAACGGUGGGUCCUAUACCAAUUCUAAAUAUGAGACAAAUUAAAUAGUGCUAAUAAGCUGACUGGCUGCAUACCUGCACUUUUGUACCUAGGACUUGUCCUGGCACACGUGGUUUAGGCAGCCUUGAACUCUGUUUUGGGUUGCCUAUUGUUAAUGCGGCACUGUCAUGCCGAACUUACCUUUCUUUAAUCGAUUCCUCUUCUCUCAGGAUCUGUUCUUUAUCUCUUCUUAUCUGCUCUACUUUUCUUUAACACAAAAGACAAAGUAGGGACUACUUUUGUAACGGCACCCCCAGGCAUAAAAGGGGUUAAAAGCCAUUUAAGAGAUAUUCCCUUCCAGAUAUACAGGCAGCUACUGCAGAACAACAAUCUCCCGAACUGAAAACACACGAAUGCUUCAAACUCCUGAAUUGGAACCAUAAGAAUAAUAAGAACAGGAAAAAAACAUACAAACAGUUUACACUCCUGGCAAUCAGUCUGAAACUGCAUCCAAUCCAAUUCCCCCCAAAAACGAGACAAGGCUCUGUGUUGAGGGUCAAGCAGUGCUCUAAUUAAUGGGGCUACCUGCCGGUAUUUAUUCAGGUCUUCCACCUGGUGGACACUCCCUUAGGGGACCCGAUGGAAGACUGGGACACAAAUGGUAAAAUAACCAAUCACAGGAAUACAGGGUUAAAACACUCCCACAGUACAUUACAAUCCCUUCCCUCGGAGAUAAUUGGGAAGUAAUGCAAUUAUCUCCAAGGACAGAGGCAAAACUCCAUUAACCACAUGGCAGUAAAAAGACAUAAAAAUAGAUAACUGUGCAGCCAUUGCAUAAAACAGGUACAUUCAACCUAUCCCAAGAUAGCUUAGAUCUGAGCGCACAUUACCGAAUGGCGCUCACAUCACAUACAUACAGUUCAAUCGCCAUGAAGCCAAAGUCUUUCACAUAGUCUUUUGGUAUACGAAUAGGCUCCAUGGCAUAGCUAUCUGGGGUAACGACUGAAGGCAGGAGAAGGGAGGUCGGCGGCUCAGCGUUGUUCGUGUGUUCAACUGUCCAUUUUGAGUUCCACAGGUUUGGAGCCGAACACCGCUGGCCAUUCAGGAGUUUAAGCCUUUCUGCAGGGGAAAAUACAAGCUUUUAACAUGGGGCCAUAGUCCAGAGGCAGCAGGCGAGCAACCAGGCUUCUCCAGAUGAUGAUUAUUAUGCGCCAUCAAAUUUCCCAGCACUUUACAAUGGGUGGACGAACAGACAUGUAGUUGUAACCAGACAAGUUGCACACACAGGACCAGAGGGGCUGUGGGCCCUGCUCAAUGAGCUUACAUGCUAGAUGGAGUGGGGUAAAAUGAUACAAAAAGGUAAGGAUAGUAUUAGACUAGUGACAGUUGUAGAAGAGUAAGUCAGGAGCUAUUAACAGUUUAACUGAUAUGCUUUUAUGAAGAAGUGGGUUUUUAACAAUGUUUUGAAGGAGUGGAGACUGGGUGAGCAUCUAACGGAGGAGGGAAGCGAGUUCCACAGGAACGGUGCAGCCCUCGAGAAAACAACUGAGCAUGUAAAACAACUGAGAAGUGGAUUACAGUAGUCAAGGCGAGAAAGGACAGUGGAAUGGACCAACACCUUAGUUGCAUCUGGCAUUAAGUAGGGGUGGAUGCGUGCAAUGUUUUUGAGAUGGAAAUUACAGGAUUUGGCGAUUGAGGCUUGAAGGCGUUCGGAGUCAAAGAGAACACCUAGGCAGCGAGCCUGCGUGGUGGAGCUGAUGGUAGCACCAUUGACUUGGAGGGAGACAGACAUAGGAGUAACAACACUUGAAGGAGGAAAGACCAGAAUUUCAGUUUUGGUCAAGUUUAGUUUAAGCAAGGGGGCAGCUAUCCAGUUAGAAAUAGCAGAGAGGCAGUCAGAUACACUAGUCAAGAGGGACAGGGAGAGAUCAGGAGAGGACAGGUAGAUUUGCGUGUCAUCCGCAUAGGAGGAGGUUACAGAGAGCAGAUGAGAGGCAUCAGUGCAAUUGGGGUUGUUGAUUGAGGGGGUGGGGGGGGCAGCCAGGUCUCUGUAAGUGCAAGCAGUGUGAGAGACUUUGAGAUGAAAAAGUCAUGUAUGGUUGUUGAUUUUAAAUUACUGCAGAUGGAGCAGGCAUUCCAGAGUGCACAAUGAAUUUUGGUAAGUGAGGGUAAAGGGCAGGGUAUUGUGAUGAGGUUUAUGGGGUUUCUGGUUUUCUUAGUGUGUGUAGAGAAGGUGAAGGGCCCUGGAUUGGGAGACACAUCACCAGCUGCUAGAAGUAGGAGAGAAAGUGACAGGAGGUGUGAAUGGGUUUUGUAUGCAUGGGGUCUAGGGUGAGAUCGAUUGUGGGUAGGAGUGAGAGAGUAGAGAAAUUAGUGUAAGGCAUGAGAUGAGAGAAGGGGGAGUGUAGCCGAGAGGGGCAUAUGUAAAUGUGCAUGGGGGAUGAGUGAAGUGGGUGUAAGGAGAGAUUUUUAUACUAAGGGAGAUUGAGGAAAUAAAGAGGAGAAAACAGAUAAUUUCUAAACUGUGAAAAAUAAAAAUUGGAAAGAAUUGGAAUAUCAAGAGCAGGUGAAUGUAGGAAAUAUGUUUUUUUGGGUUAAAGGACUACUAUAGUGCCAGGAAAACAUACUCGUUUUCCUGGCACUAUAGUGCCCUGAGGGUGCCCCACCCUCAGGGACCCCCUCCCGCCCGGCUCUGGAAAGGGGUAAAACUUACCUUUUUCCACCGCUGGGCGGAGAGCUCUCCUCCUCCGAUCCUCCUCUUCUCCUCCCCGUCGGCUGUAUGCGCACGCGCGGCAAGAGCUGUGCGCGCAUUCAGCCGGUCACAUAGGAAAGCAUUCAUAAUGUUUUCCUAUGGACGCUGGCGUGCUCUCACUGUGAAAAUCACAGUGAGAAGCACGCAAGCGCCUCUAGCGGCUGUCAAUGAGACAGCUGCUAGAGGAAAUAGGGGAAGGCUUAACCCAUUCAUAAACAUAGCAGUUUCUCUGAAACUGCUAUGUUUAUGAAGAAAUGGGUUAACCCUAGCUGGACCUGGCACCCAGACCACUUCAUUAAGCUGAAGUGGUCUGGGUGCCUAGAGUGGUCCUUUAAGAAAGUGCAGGAGUGUACUAAUAAGAGGCAGGUUGUGUUUUUUAUUUUUUGUUUUGUUUUAUAACCUAACUAAAAUGUGGGUGUGACAGACAAUCUAUAAAUGUAAUAAUGAGCAUGGUGUGGGAUGGGGAGGGUGGGCAUCAGGCCUGCUCACUGAAGGAAUGGGCUUGCAACGUUGGGGAAUCAGGCGAAGUUGGUUCCGCCACAACGUUGUCUUAUGGAUGUUUCCUAAGCUUGACCAACGGAGGAACAAAAGUGUGCUCAUUUUCCUGUGGUCAAAGCAAUUUUGCCACAAUUCUUACCUUUCCUCCGUGAUCUUGCGAUGCUUCCUGUCAGUACUCCCGAACAUUGUCACUUAGACAGAACACCGGCGAAACUAACAAACUUUGUCCUAACAGAAUGAGCGGCGGGUGGGGGCCCUAAAUUAUAAUUGGGGGGGAUCUGUUGUCCUCACCCGGCCCCCACCCAUGAGUGGUGGAGAGGGGGAAUAAACAUGGAGAUACCGUUCCACUUAGCCAAAAACUUACCCCACAUGAGUAGGUCAGUUUUGGCGUGCUGGUCCAACGCAAUUGGGCAGGCGUCCGGUACCCCGUGAAGCAGACAAAGAAGCCUGGAUACGAAAGACCUUCCCUGUGGAAUGAUGCGCAUCGAGAAAUUCAGGGACCCCAAUAAGGACUGAAGUUCCUUCCUGGUGCAUACAUCAUUCCGCAGAAACAUGUCUAUCUCCCCUCUCAAGCGGACCAGUUUGUCGGGGGGAAGGCUGGCGCGGAAGGUACCAGAGUCCAGCUCUAUCCCCAAAAAAGUAAGUUUAGUAGUGGGGCCAAUCGUUUUAGAGGGAGACAAGGGUACCCUGAGAGUAAAGAAAUGUGCUGAGGAUAUCGGUGGGUGUGCGUGCGCCUGGUUCUAUUAUGAGGAAGUCAUCCAAAUAGUGAAUGACGGAGUGACACCUGAGAAUGUUCAGAAGCAGCCAGCAUAGAGUUUCUGCGAAAAUAUCAAACGGUUUAGGGCUGCUUCUGGACCCGAAAGUGAGUCAUGUGGGAAAAAUAGUACCUGUCUCGCCAUUUAACACCGUGCAAGUGCCAAAGUGAUGGGUGCAUGGGCAGUAAUUUGAAUGCAUUGGUUAUGUCCAUUUUGCUAAGCCAAGUGUUGCUACCAGUUGAAAUGAUGGAUUGUAUAACGUCGUCAAUUUUUACGUACUGUAAUGAAAAUUCAUCUGCGGGUAUGAGUGAGUUAAUGCUGGGAACAAAAGAGUGCGGUGCCGAUAAAUCUAUAAUCAUGCGCUUUUUAUUAGAGUAUUUGUGCACUGCUGUACCUAUGGGAUUAGUGCGCAAGGAGGAAAAAGACGAGGUGAAAGAGCCGAUCAUGAAACCUUGUGCUAUUUCAGCGGAAAGGAGAGUGUCCGUGGCUUCUGGGUCUUGGCAGGCUGAUAGGAGAUUGGGAUAUUCCAGCGUGCCUGGGGGAAUGGCUACAAGACCCAUGAGAAAGCCCUGGGUGAACCCUGUUAACAAAUAUUCCACUAGAUGUCUGCUCGGAUGAGUUUUCAAGUAAAUAAACAGGUUGUCGAUAUUAAUGUCGGAUAGUCAUUUUGAUAGGGGACAACCUGGCUGGGCACAUGGUCUUGCCCUGAAGCAGAUAGAGCAGAUGUGCAACAAUCUACAGGCGCUGAAGCUGCAGGAACCUGCAUUGAAAUUGUUGCACACCUGAGCUUUCCCUAGAAAGGGGAUGGGCCUAUCCAGUUUAUCCCGUUGACCACCCUCUUGUUUAUUGUGAGGGGUGGAAGUGGAUUGAGGGGUGGGAGUGGGGGUGGAUGGAUCAGCCACAGAAGGGCACAAAUAAGCCAAAUGGGUUGAAGAAUUACAUAUAGCACAAGACGGGGGCCUCAGACCAGCGAAGCGGCGACAGAAUAAUUCUGUAUCCAUCUGGCACCAGUUAAUUCUUAUGUUAAACUGCUUCAGAUGUGUCGCCGCUUUCACUGAUAUCGAUUUAUGAUAAUCAUAAAAAGAUGAGUCCCCGUACUUGAUGCCCAAAUCCACGAGUAGUUCGAGACAGAGUAACAAGUGUAGAGUGAAGGCUGCCUGAGGCCUAGAUAAACCGUAAUUGAAGUGAAAUAAAUACUAUACCUGGAUUGUAGGACAAGAACCAGGUUUUUUUUUUUGCAAUUUUGCUGUAAUAUAUGACAAAACGGGCGAUCUGUGGAGACCAGAGAAAUUAACAGAGCUAAGAUUAACAUCCGCACAUAAAGAAAUGGUAUAAUAUUGUGUAAUUAGCAUUUCAUGGUUAACAGCCAAGUAUGUUAGAUUGCUGUUACUGCUAGCGUUUAGUGCAGGCAAGCUACAUGUAAUACAUAAAGAAAAAGAACCAACCCAUACCAUAAAUAAACCACUAGGUGGCCCACUAAACUUGGCAUAUGAACUGACACGAGACAAUGGAAAGCAUGAAUGAAAGUGUACAAACAGAAGCACUAUGCCAUGAACACUAUAAUGAAUUAUGGCAUCCUUUACAUAUUACCAAAACCCGAUCCCCGAGAUGCCUUAGUGUGGGGACUGUGGGUGGUCUCCGAUAAAAGUUACCGCCAUGUGCGUUCCGGCCCCCCCAUAAGACCACAGAGCGGCGUGGAGGGGACCGAAAUGUAACGCAAGUAAGACUCACGGUUUAGCAGUCAGGAAGCCGGACCGCAGAUAGGACGGAGGAUUCUGCUGGAGACUCCAGCUGACAGACAGGACGCCCGGACCCGAAGUCAGGCAAACCGGAAGUCGAACUGCAACACUCAAACUUGAACGUUAGAGGUGAGUAGGGGCUGGGAGUUUAAGUAGGGACUUAUUCCUCCCACAGAUUCGUGUGUGUGUGUGUGUGUGUGUGUGUGUGUGUGUGUUUUUCAAGAAUAUGUACAGCAGUGACUAUGGUAUGUAAUCUUUAUUUUGGAAAAAUAAUUUAAAAACCAGAAAUCCUGCCUAAAUGAGGGGUGGGGAAUGUACAAGAAUUGAUUGAUUCAUUCAGUUUCUGUUCCUAUUUAGAUGUUCUCAAACAAUGAUGAGGUUUUGAUUAAUAAGAAGCUUCCCAAGGAGCUUUUGCUAAGGUAUGUAGUAGAGAUGUACAUGCGUAUUAAAAGCAACACCUAACAUUCAACUGGUCUCUCCAAAAAACAUGGUAAUUGGUGACUCUCUUUUUAAAUGAAGAAAAGCCUUCAAUACCAGGAGGAAUGUGUUUUAAAGGCCUUAGUGUCUGUGUUUGCUAACCUGACUUCUUUUUCUUUUUAGAGUUUUGGAAAAAAAUAAAUAAUUUUUUAUUUUUAUUUUUUUUCUCCUGCAGGAUUUUCUCCUUCUUGGAUGUUGUGACCUUGUAUGUCGCGUGUGCUCGGGGUCAAGGGUAAGUGGGAAGAGGAUGGAAUGGUGUGUGUAGGAUGUAUAUGCUGCUUUCAAGCAAGCAUACUACUAAUGCAUUGAUUUGUUUCAGGCUUGGAAUGUCCUGGCUCUUGAUGGCAGCAACUGGCAGCGAAUUGACUUGUUUGAUUUAGAGAGACAUUGAGGUACAGUUGGGGCUGGCAACUCUGUCUUUCCCUCUACUACCCUAGCAAUAUCCCAUGUGCUUGCAUUUUUUGCAAAAAAAGAGAUAUAUUCUCAUGUGCUUGCAUUUUUCAUUUCUACUUAGGGUCGUGUAGUAGAAAAUAUCUCUAAGCGUUGCUGGGGGUUUUCUACUAAACUUAGCUUGCGGGGAUGCCUUGGUGUGGGAGAUAAUGCACUCAGGUAAGAACUAGAAGAAAUCCUACUAGUUUCAGCGAUACUCCCCUCCUUAUUUCCUUGCCUUAAAAAAAAAAAAAAAAAGUAUUGCUGUAAAUGGAGACCCCCUUUGGGGGUCUGGGCAUAAAUACUGUGUAUCUUGCCUGCAAUAAACCGUUCUUGUUCACCCUUCACUAAGACUCGACUAGUGUUUGCGUGAUGACACGAUUGCCCUUCUGCAAGCGGCUGUAAUCACUCUAGGGGCUGGGCAAAACUAGGAAGAGGCGACCACAGGCGGUAGUAACCCAUCCUUGAGAGGGUAUACUGCCAUGUCAUACAUUUACUGCAGAAAUAGUUUAUUUCAGAUAAAAGUUCUGUCUCUAAAAAUAAGUCUAUGUAUAAUAUUUUUUUCCUAUAUGCAUACUAACUUUUCUUUCUCUCUAACAGAACCUUUGCGCAGAACUGUAGGAACAUAGAGGUUUUAAAUUUGAAUGGCUGCACCAAGAUUACAGAUACGUGAGUGAGCUUUAGAUGUCUGAUCUUUAUGAGAGUGAGUGAACAGAGCAAGUACUUAAAUGAAAUAUUUCCUCUACAGAUCCUAUAAAAUGUAAUGACUUAAUUAUUGUAUCGUGCACUAGGAGGUGUGAACGAAGGCUUUGACUUUUUUUUUUGUCUUUUGUGAUCUUCCUUUUAGAACCUCCUCGAGUCUCAGUAAGUUUUGCUGUAAACUGAGGCACCUGGAUCUGGCGUCUUGCACAUCCAUCACUAACCUGUCCCUCAAGGCACUCAGGUGAGGGAGGAGUUAAAUGGAAAUACAGGUAGUUGAUGAGCGCACACACAGGGGAGAUGGAUUAAAAAUUAAAAUCUGAUGUUGGAAAACUUCGGAGGGUGAAAUGUAGUAGAACUAUGAGGAGAUUGUCAGCUUUCUAGUUGUAGGAAGACCUAGAUGAUUGAAUCUGUUUAUUUGCAUUGUGUAUGUGGGUAUCUGUGCUCAAUUUUACACCCAUUAUUGGUCUCCUUGCAUAACUAGGGGAGAGUUUGUAGUUUCAAAAACUAGUGUUUUAUCAGGCAAAGUUAUAUCCGGACAUGUUUAAUAUUUUUAUUUAUAUAUUCUCCAUCGAUCCGGACAUCUGCAAGUAUCUCACUUUUUUUUAUUUUUUACAUUUUAUUAUUUUUUUAGCGAGGGCUGCCCCCUCCUGGAGCAGUUGAACAUAUCUUGGUGUGAUCAGAUAAGCAAAGAUGGGAUCCAGGCUUUGGUGAAAGGCUGUGGUGGGCUACGAUUCUUAUCGCUUAAGGGUUGCACCCAGGUAUUCAGCCUUUAUUCUAUUUUUGGUUUGUCUACCUAGUUUGAUUUAAAAAAAAAAAAGCUAUUGUUUUGUUGGAUUGUAUGGGGGUGAAAACACAAGAUUAAAAGAUACCGAUUUGUUGUAAAAACAAGGCUUUUCUUGUUUUUGUUUUUUGCUUUUUUGUUUAUACUUGGCUUUUGCAGUGUUUGUUUGUAUCUGGUGUGUGUGUGUAUAAAGCCAUUUAUCACAAAAGUCAUCAUUUAACCAAAACAUUAAACACACAGUAACAAAUUUAAUUCUGAGAACUUGUUUUGCUGUGUCACAGCAAAGUUUGUACCUAUAAAAUUUGUAGGGACACCCCUUUUCACUUUUUUAAAUGUAUUUUUUUGUUCCCCCUUUCUGAACUAUAUUUAUAAAAUGCUAAUGUGGGUCCUAAACUAUUUACAUGCUCACACAAUCUGUCCAAAUAUGCUACUAAACUCCCUUCAAGCAUCACUCACUCACACACACCUACCUCCCAGGCAUUACACACACCACACUUUCAUGUCCUUUCACUUCCCCCCACUUCCAACCAACUCUGCUUUUGGCCUCAGGCCAAUCUCUUCUCGACUUUAAAGGCACCCUUCAUUUGCUGUAUGUAGGAUUGCCUACUUUUAUUCAGGCAGCAACUUGCAGGUCUGGGAUUCAUGAAUGUAAUCGAAGAGGAGCCUGGAGGUUCUCUGCCUCUUCUGGAACAGAUCUCCCACUGCUCCAUAACAAAGUGCAGUGUAGUUAGGUAACAUCUUGUCUGUACACUGGCUGCAAUAUAAUACUGACACUGUACAACAUGAUGGCAAUGUCUGGCCUCAUCAGGAAGAUCUUAAUCACAUGAUCCCUAGCAAUAUGAUUUAGCACCACAAGAUGAUAUAACACAGUUGGCUUAGGAUAUCCAUGUAUAUAAAAUAUUUAAAAAUACAUAUUAAAAGAUAACCAGCUCUUAUUAGCUCUGUGAAGGUGUCUGUUUUCCCCUGGCCAUGGAAUGUCAUGCAAAUAAAAGAAUCUAAUCUAAACAAUGCUAAUUUACAGCUUGAUAUCAGAAGAGGGACAUGUCUGUUUUAUAUUAAUGCAUUGAUUCUGUGUUUGUAUCUUCUGUAGAUUAAACUAAACACAAAGAUUUUGUGACACUACAUCUUAAAACCUAGUAAUGUGUGUUUUUGUUUUUUUUAGUUUAAAUUUGCUCCUUGCUCUGCAUGUCUAAAUAUAUAAUGUUGGGAUCAUUUUUUUUAUUUUUAUGGGGAAGAUCAUUUUAAUACUAAACUAAUCAAUGUAAAGGAAAUUGUAGAGUCAAAGCUCUGUAAACCUAAAAUGUUUGAAAGAAAAAAAAAAAAGCCAUUAAAUAAUCUCACAUGAAAGCGGAGGACAAUUUAAAUGUUAUCCUACCAGAUUGCUUGUCAUAAAAAUGAUUUAUUUUUAUAUAUUUCAUAGGACAUUAUUGUAUUUGUGUAAAACAAGGCUGAGCGAAAUUGGAAUCUGUUUACCCCUAUGUGAUGAUCAAAAACGCAAAACAACAAAACAAACAACCUAUAACCCUGGGUGAUAUGGCAAAUACAAACCAUGUUUGUAUAUCCAUGGAAACUGAUGAUUGGUGCAGACCAGGCAGCUGUUGGCACUCCAGAUGUUAUGGGCUACAUAUCCCCUGAUGCUUUGCCAGCAUUAUUGCUGUAAGAGCAUUAUGAGAGAUGUAGUUUACAUUAUUUAUUUGGAGUGCCUAAGGUUGCCUACCCCUAAUGUAGAUGCUCAAAAGGCAAAGUUUUGGAAGGCAGGUUUUACGUCUAUAAGAACACAUGGUUACAUGGCCCCGGUGCAAAAAUUGCCCUGGGCUUCCCCUCACUUGCUCUGUCUCAUUCCCUUCCCAGCCCCUCCAUGUGUCUCAUUCCCUUCCCAGCCCCUCCAUGUGUCUCAUUCCCUUCCCAGCCCCUCCAUGUGUCUCAUUCCCUUCCCAGCCCCUCCAUGUGUCUCAUUCCCUUGCCCUCCCCCCAGUAAAUAGUUGCACUGUGAUAUAUGUAAAAUUGGAAGAAACAAAGUUGAGCAAGCAAGAGUUUACUUACAUGAUGAGAAAUACUAAAACAUAAUGUUAUAAUUCAAAGUAGAAACAAAUUAGAAAAAUGUAAUGAAAGUCAAUUUCAGACUGGGCAAUAGAUGCUUGUGGUAGUCUUCAAGUGGAAAGAGAAAUCAAACCAUACACAAAUUCCUUGGUUGUAUAUGUAAACAGGCUUGAUGGCAUAUUCAUUUCUUGUCACAUAUAAUCUUUCUGUGUUUGUCAUUCUGUCCCCAACAUGCGUUUUUUUUUUUUUUUUCCUGUAGUUGGAAGAUGAGGCUCUUAAAUAUAUUGGGUCCCACUGUCCAGAGCUUGUCACGUUAAAUCUACAGGCGUGUUCAGUAAGUUCCCACUGGAUCAUGUAUGUAUUAAGUAAACUUUAUUUAUGAAAGCUGGGUUUCCAAUGCUUUGAGUUAAUUCUGGAAUCACAGAGUUGUGCUAAUUAUCUGGAAGCCAUACUAUUCUCAACUGGGGAUGUAAGCGAAACAAUACCAGAACCAGCCCAUGAGGUUUCAUGUUAAAUACUGAUACUUUAAGAGUUUGAUGUAGAAUGCGUUGGCACAUCCCCAGAGCUACUCUUCUGUUAAACUAGCAAUCAUUUUAAUAAAGUGUAUGAGGUCUUAAAAUUAAAACGUACAAUCGGAAAUUCUAACACUGGAAAUAUUUAUUCUCUCCUGGAAUGGAGUGUCUUCAUAUGUGCUCCCUCGACAGGUCUGCUUAUUGUACCUGUCAUUCAGAAGGAUGAACUGAAACAAUGUUUUUGGUUUUCCUUCUCCAGUGCAAGCCUGGUUGUGCCAAGACUGAACCGGAUUGUUGUACCAACUGCUUAAUUUUUUUAAAGUAACAUUCAGACGUUCUAAACCUAUUUCUGCCCACUUUUUAAAUUCAGAAUUGUUGUUUUGGGGGGGAGGAGAAGAGCUGCCUGCACCCUGUCUUAUGAGAAAGUCCAGGAGUCAGCCUGGAGCAGAAGCAGCACAGUGUUACACAUGGUGUCCUAUUCCCUGUGUGUCUCUACCACUGCACUUUUUCUGCAUAAGGAUAAGCCUCGCUGAGGAGACCAGGAACAGAGAGCAGAGCAAAGGCAACAAACAAAGCACAGGGCCAGUGGCUCGCUACCUCUGAUCCUGUUAAAACACUGGCUAGCUGCCUGCCUUUCCCUUAACCAGACUCCAAGGUACAGGGCCACAAGGCCUGUGUGUUCCUGUAUGUUUGAUAGUACCUGCUUGCGUGGCUGUGUCUGUAAGCAACUUAAUACUGAUUAAGGAACACACACAAAAGUACAGUUCUACAUUUUACAAAACUACUUCAAAUGACAUAUUUUGGCAAACAAAUAUGGGGAUUCAGUUCCACCAUGUGGCUAUAUUGUGUUAAUCUCACCACUGUCACAGAACCCAAAUUUGGAUUCAAUGAUGUAGUGGUGGGCUUCACAAUAGUCACAAUGCCACUAUGUUAAGAUGUGGUAUUGAUUCUUAGUGUCCCUUUAAUGUACAUUUAAAAAUUUUUAAAAAACAAUCUUGUCAAAACAUCAAAAAUAGGUGAUUUUCUGUAUUUUUAUGAAAUAGUGUAACUUCCAUAAAGAUUACUAUUCCUCUUUAAAGUAACACUACAGUGUUAGGAAUACAAUAUUUAAUUCUUGUUGUUGGAUAAUGCUGCUCCUGCUCCGCCAUCAGCGCACAUUUGGCAUUCCUUAUAGGAACGCAUUGAGCCAAUGCUUUCCUGUGGGGUUUUUAAAGGUGCUGUCUGUGGUGGGUUUUUUUUUGUUUGUUUUUUAACUCCGUGAAAGUGACGAUCUGGUAGACAACAGUAUCUAUAAAACUGCAAUGUUUUACGUUGCAAGUUAAGGGUACAGGAACACAGCACCCUGACCACUUCAAUUAGAUGAAGUGGUCUAAGUAUAAUGUCCAUUUUAAUGGUAAAGUGGUUUCUGCAUUAGCUCAUUGCACCAGACUUUACACAGGUUUUUAGAACCUAACUAAUUCCAUUCUGUUCAGUUUUAUGAAUGUUUCUUUACUUUUGUCCCAGCCCUAAUGGGCACAGCUUUCGCUUCUGUCCCAGCUUUCAUUGCCUCUGUCUUAGCAGCAGAUCACGGACGAUGGUCUCAUUACGAUUUGCCGUGGAUGCCACAAACUCCAAUCUCUCUGUGCCUCCGGUUGUUCCAAUAUCACAGACUCCAUUCUCAAUGCACUGGGGCAAAACUGCCCUCGUCUCAGGUAACUGCCCAUGUCCUAGUACCGUAUAGAAUGUAGUCUUACAGGCAAAUAUUCCGUUUUUUUUUUGUUUUUUUUAAAUGUACUUUUACUUACAGUAGUGCAAAAGACAUGUGUAUGUAUAAAUCUCCCUCCCCAUUUCCUGUAAUGGUCCUCAUUUUAUGUAUUAAAUGCAUUUUGGUAUUUGAAUUGACUUUUGUGAUGCGCGCGCUCUCUUUCUCUCUCUCUCUCUCUUUCUCUCUCUUUCUUUCUCUCUCUCUUUCUUUCUCUCUCUCUUUCUCUCUCUCUCUCUCUCUCUCUCUCUCUCUCUCUCUCUCUCUCUUUUCUCUCUCUCUCUCUUUCUCUCUCUCUCUCUUUUUCUCUCUCUCUCUCUCUCUCUCUCUCUCUCUCUCUCUCUCUCUCUCUCUCUCUCUCUCUCUCUCUCUCUCUUUCUCUCUCUUUCUCUCUCUUUCUCUCUCUUUCUCUCUUUCUCUCCACACCCCUCUCUCUCUUUCUCUCCCCUCUAUCGGUUGUCAUUUUAACAGUUUGUAAAUUUUAGGUAUGUUAAGCUAGUUUUCAAAAGGUUGAUCUAUAUUCCUAGUUUGAGUUCUGUAUGAGAAGGCAGCUCUUUGUUAUAUCAAGAAUAGGCAGUUCCAGUGUUCCCUAUAGACCAGAGUUUAAUAGGGAAAACAAAACACAAACUUUUUUUUUUUUUUUUAAUACUUUAAUGUCAUAAAAUGCAGAAGUUAGAGCUUCCACUCUAGUAAUACCUGUAUGGGGGCACCGGAUCACAGCGCGUAGAAUCAUCCUGUAUGAAGUCUCCAUUUACUACAAUGUCAAUAGUGGUGUACAGUUAUCUUGUGCACUAGAAACCAUUUUAAAAUGCUACUCCUUUCAAUGACUGAGACACUUGAUCUAACAAAUGGAUUUACCCAUACCCAGUAUACUAAACCGAUUGAGGGUUAUUUAGAAUAUAGUGCAAAAUCCUAAAAGUGAAGCUAUUUUCAUAGGGGUAGGCAAAACGUUAAAAAGGCUCAUGUUGAUCCCUCAAGUUUUAGAACUUUGCAUUUAUAAAUGUUCCCAUUGUUCUAGCCUUUUGUGCAUGGUACCAUACGAUCAGAUAGUCUGCCUGAUAAUGAUCAUUCAGCUGUGGUGGUUUUUGUUUUAGUGCAAAUUAUCCACUGUGUGUUCAAACAAUAUAUCUGUCUGCUCAGACUGGCUGUAUAUGAUGUGCCUAAAAUCAAGGCAGCAGGGUACAAAUCACUCAAACUGUAAAAUAUUUUUUCAGAAAAAGCUGCUAACUACAUUUCCAAUUAUUUCACUUUGGCACGGAUUUUGACAGUACUGGAAAGUCUAGGAGAAUUCAUUACAACCUAUUUAAUUUUCUUUUGCCAAGAAGUUAUCUCAAGUGUGGUGUUCUAUUUUAUUUAUUUUGAUUUCGUUUUAUUUUUAUUUGGAUUUUAAUAGUCUUGUAAGGUUGUUCUGUAUUUUCUUUUUCAUUUUCCUAUUUGCAACACAUUUUUCUGCGUUUAAGCUUUCUUCCAAAUUGAUAAGCACUGGCUCUUAUAAAAUUGUUUAUUAAUGUCUUUUGUCCAUAUAGUGUGUGUGUGUGUGUGUAUACGCAUAGCCUUUUGAAUGUAAUGUAUCUUAAAUAGAAAAGCAAAGAGAGAAGAAAAAAAAAAACCUCCCCCCCUUCACAAUAAUCUACCUCCUUCCUUCACAAUGAUUGUUAUCCACCCUGAUUGCAUGUGUCCUAAUACCUAUUGUAAAAGCAGUAUGUCCCUCUCGGUAGGCUAACUAGUUCUGGUUUAGUGAUCACUGGUUUAGAAUAUAUGAAAGGUCAGCCUCUCACAUGCCCAUACUUAAUAAGCCACACUCACCUACUUUUAAUUAACCACUCACACAAAUAAAUGCAUAUGGAUUCCCAAAUAAGCAGUGUUUUUGAAAUACAAACUUAUAGCCGCCAAGUGUAUCCUCAAGUUCAUUACACCUUUCUCCUUCCCCCUUACCCUGGUAAUGUAAUAAAAUGCAGGGUUCUUUGUGGGGGCCUUUUAGAUAUUUCAUUUAUUCUUUGUAAUUUUUUUUAAAACUCUCUGAGGGAAGAGGAGUGGAUCUUGUCAUAUCCUCUUGGCUUCCUUGAGUUGGGAUUUCGUGGGGUUUGUACUACGAGGUAGAAGUCAGAGCUGUAUAUGGUGAUAACUGCUUUUGUUCCUAUGCUGACUGCGCAUCCAGGUCUCCGGCUAGAAAUGGAACUGUACAAAAUACACACUCAUUGCUUUUCAGUAGCCCCCUUUUGGGUCUGUAACCAGGGUAAAGCUCCCCUAGUGAUAUGCCCUGCCUCUGAGUGCUGACACUUUGUGUGUUAAAUUGCUUUUUCUUAUGCACAUUGGGGAAGUGCACAUUUUUACUGCUCUACACUGAUCUGGUUUUUAAGGUGACUGUAACCUAUUAUGGUUUUUAUUUCUACACUUUUUGCUUUUUAAAUGCAAUUUUGUUAUUUACUUUAGAGAUUGAUUACAGGAAACCUUGUUGUAGACUGGAUUAGGCAGGUUACAGAGCGAAGCUUACAUUUUGUUUCACUGGAUUUGUACAUUUCCGAGUUAACAGAAUUUGAAAACCCCUUCUGCUUUUCUGUAGGACGAGGAUAACUGAUUUUCCUGUGCUGUCUUCACUAUCGCUUCUUGGGAAGUCUAGUACUUUCUUCUUAUGAAACGUAAUGGAGUGCAGAGGGAAAAUUGCUCGGGCUUGCUGAAAUAGGCCAUGUAUGCUUUCACGGUCCUCUAUGUAUUGCUGAUGGGUUCUAAUGACCAUCAUUUGAAACCACUGAAGGAGUCAGGGCUACAUUGUAAAGGGUGCUUUCAAUGUUAAAGCUAUAGUAUAGCCAUUGUGUAGUUCAGAUGUAUGAAAUAGUUUUCCAGAGAUCUGAUCAGGUCCCGCACCGUGAAAGAGGAUGAGUGCUAUAUAACCGUGCUAGCUCGUCUUGUGAAUGCCAAGCUUGUUAUUUAAAUAGUGCCAGGAUUUUCUCUUCUGAAAAAAAGUUGUUUAAAAUGGAAAAUUUUUACUUUUCUAACAGAAUACUUGAAGUGGCACGAUGUUCACAACUGACAGAUCUGGGAUUCACCACUCUAGCCAAAGUAAGACUUGUGCUUAUUUAUGUUUGUUUGUGGUUUUUUUUUUUUUUGGUUUUUUUUUAUACCUCCUCCUACUCCAUUCCCGCUCGUAAUUCUCCUUUUUCCUGCAGAAUUGCCAUGAGCUGGAGAAAAUGGAUCUUGAAGAGUGUGUCCAGGUGAGAUGGGCUGAAUUAGAUAAUGGAGGGUUUACGCAAGGUAAAAAUAUUGUCCUUUUUUCUUUUUCAUAUACUGGAUAUACUUGAUAACUGGCUUUUGACAUCCCAGUUGUAGUAUAUGGAGAUGGUGGGUUGUUGCUCUCUUGUUGUGUUUUUUAUUUUUUUAUUUUUUUUAUCUAAAUUCUUUAUUUAACGUACUUUCAUUUUGCAUAUUCAUAUGUCGUAUGUGGUUAAUGGGAUACAGAAUUGAGAAAGAGGGUGCAGGGGUAACAACGUAUUUAGCAAAUUGUCAUAGUAUUGCAUUACAGUACGUAUACAGCUUUUUGAGCCUUGUGUAUUCGGUCCGGUCUUGGACCGUAGCAGAAGGUGGUGCUUGCCUAAUUGCCCUCAGUUGAGGGUGUCUGUUUAUUCUGAUCCCCCUUUGAGGGGGGGAUUCUACUGGGAUUGUUGGCUGCUGUACUGUGGUUGAGAGGGUUAACUUGGCGUGAGAUUGGUAUCGGGGUUGGUUCGAUGACUGGGGGGUGUUCGUGUGUGCCGUCUUGAACUCUUCGGUUUGUCUGUGGUGUUUGUGUGCAGGUUGUUAGGAGUUGUCUACUCUGUGUUGGGUUGGUUUAAUUUUCUUCAGGUGUCGUGUGAGAGUUGGGGUGGGGGGAUGAAGGGGGUUAGGUGUGGUGUGUAGAGCUGCGAUUUCGGAAGACUCCUUAAGUCAUGUUGUUGGUGCGGUAUCCUUUGUGGUUCUGGUGCUUGCACGCUUGUUGGUGUGGUUGUCUCAAGUGUGGUUCUCUGGGGCAAGUGGGCUCGUGUGGGUUGCCAUGUGCUCUGGAGUCCGUGUGAUCUCAUUGUAGUCUAUGCCUCCCCCUCUCGUGGGGGGAUGAGGGGGUUUGUCUGUUGUGUGGGGGGGUGGGAUGUGCUCUCAUGUUGCGCUUUGGGAUUCGGUCUUCUAGCAUGUAGUGAUGUAUGGGGUUGGAGCCCUUCAUGGUGAGGUCUUGUGUUGUGUAUUUCUCGGUGUUCACCUUUAUGUGUAUAUGUAGUGGCUGUAUUCCUUUAUUGUCCAGUGGGUUUCUUUUGCGCCGUCUGGUGUUUGUGUUUGUGUGGGCAGUGGCGUGUAAGUGUUUUUCCUCCAUGGCGUGUGAGUGCUGCAAUUGUUGGGGCUGUUUUGUGGAGGGUGUCUCCCCACCCCCCUAAGGGGGUUGCCUUGGUCUGUGUUGCCUUGGUCUGUGUAGGGGUGUUUUGCCUGAGAAGUGUCGGGUUGUUCCUUUAUCCCGUUGAUUGCGGUGUCAAGUGUGUUCCGCAGAGGGCUGUAAGGGGCAGAGUGAGGUAAGGGUGCCCCCAACCCGGCCCUUGUAGGGAAAGUGUGUGGAAGAGGAGUAGGGAGGGUUGUACUGUGCUGGUUUCGUUUGUGUUGUGCUAUUUCGAUCCUUUAUGGUCGGGUCUCUUUUUGGAUGCCUUUAUUUCUCUCUCUUGUUCUUAACCAUUUCUUCUAUUCUAGAUCACAGACAGCACUCUCAUCCAGCUCUCCAUACACUGUCCCAGACUGCAAGUCUUGGUGAGUAUCGAUCUGUGGAUGGAGCAUGAGGCUGGUGAGGUGCAUGAGGAUGAGUGAGAAGAGUGGCAAUGCCACAGAGGACUAGAUACUGUGAUUGCCUUGAUUACAUGGGUUUUAUGAAGCUGGGAAGGACACAGGAGAUAACUGACAUCAAAUUGUUGGUAAGGGUGACCCUAAUACAGUGGAAGAAUUGAAGGGAGGUUGGGGACGACUCGAGGUAAAAGGGACGCUUGGUGUGUGUUUGGUAGAGUUGGCUAAGAUGAAGAACAGAUGGUUAUUGUAGGCUCAAGGAGGGUCAAAUGUGUUGGCACAGUAUUGUAUUGCUUCCCUUUUAUGCCUACAGAGUCUCUCGCACUGUGAGUUAAUCACGGAUGAUGGAAUCCGCCACCUCGGUAAUGGAGCAUGUGCCCAUGAUCGACUGGAGGUCAUAGAGCUAGACAAUUGUCCUCUAAUUACCGAUGCAUCCUUGGAACACCUAAAGAGUUGCCAGAGCCUCGAACGAAUUGAGUUAUAUGAUUGCCAACAGAUAACACGAGCUGGAAUCAAGAGGCUACGGGUAAGGAGGGGUAUAAAUUACUCAUCAAAUGCUUCCACUUAGUGUUGGGUGCUAAAAAAAAAUGUUUGUGUUUGUUUGGUUUUUAUAUUUGGGGGGAAGGGAAUUCUUUUUCAAUCUCAUCCUUACAACCAUUUCUCUUUCAGACACAUCUACCAAAUAUUAAAGUUCAUGCCUACUUUGCGCCAGUCACUCCUCCUCCCUCAGUAGGAGGCAGCAGGCAGCGGUUUUGCAGAUGCUGUGCCAUCCUAUGA
Pelobates cultripes (western spadefoot toad) is the source of this 29431-nucleotide messenger RNA. Lineage: Eukaryota; Metazoa; Chordata; Amphibia; Anura; Pelobatidae. The record is from the annotation of a GenBank genome assembly.